Coffea eugenioides is the source of this 1435-nucleotide messenger RNA. RefSeq names its product apoptosis-inducing factor 2-like. The transcript has 5 exons. Gene Ontology annotation, molecular function: electron-transferring-flavoprotein dehydrogenase activity; flavin adenine dinucleotide binding. Lineage: Eukaryota; Viridiplantae; Streptophyta; Magnoliopsida; Gentianales; Rubiaceae. Bases 152 to 1261 code for a protein of 369 amino acids. Gene Ontology annotation, cellular component: cytoplasm. The record is from RefSeq and is a predicted model, not a curated record.
ACUACAGAAGCAGGAAAAAAUAAAGCUUAAUGGGAAAGUUCUUCAAUCCCAUGAUUCAAGGGACGCCAGCUGAUGAACAUUCCUAGAAUCCUUCUCACUAGUUGACAAACAUGUUGAAAAGGAAGAGGGAUACUGUUGGAGGAAGAGUUGGAUGGAGAAGGCAGGGGACAUGGGAAUUGGAAGAGGAGGGAGGAGGGUGGUGGUGAUAGGAGGUGGAGUAGCUGGCUCCCUCAUUGCUAAGUCUCUUCAGUUCACUGCAGAUCUCACCCUCAUUGAUCAGAAAGAGUACUUUGAGAUCCCAUGGGCAAGCUUAAGAGGAAUGGUGGAGCCUUCAUUUGCAGAGAGAUCAGUGAUCAACCAUAAAGAUUACCUGACUAAUGGCCGUCUUGUAGUAUCCAAAGCCAUCAAUAUUACCAAUUCUGAUGUCUUAACUGCAGAGGGUCGCCUUGUUGCUUACGAUUACCUGGUCAUUGCUACUGGCCAUGAUGAUCCCCUUCCCAAGAUUAGAAAUGAGAGACUUACCGAGUAUCAAGCAGAAAAUGAAAAGAUUAAAGCUGCUCGUUCCAUUUUGGUUGUCGGAGGUGGUCCUACUGGAGUUGAACUUGCUGCAGAAAUUGCUGUUGAUUUUCCAGAAAAGAAGGUUGUUUUGGUGCAUGAUGGACCUAGGUUGCUAGAGUUUAUUGGACCCAAAGCUUCUGACAAGACUUUAGGCUGGUUGAAAAACAAAAACGUAGAAGUGAAAUUGCAGCAAUUUGUUGAGUUGGUUAGAAGUUCAGAUGGAAGCAACGCUUACAUAACUUCAUCUCGUGAAACAAUUAAAGCAGAUUGCCAUUUUCUGUGCACUGGAAAACCAGUGGGUUCAGCGUGGCUAAAAGAAACCAUCUUGAAGGAUGGCAUGGAUAGUUUUGGGAGAUUGAAAGUUGAUGAGAACUUGAGAAUCAAGGGUCACAAGAAUAUCUUUGCAAUUGGAGAUAUCACAGAUAUUAAGGAAAUUAAACAAGGGUAUUUAGCUCAAAAGCAUGCUUUGAUUGCUGCAAAAAACAUAAAGAUAUUGAUGGAUGGACAAAAGGAAAGCAAGAUGGCCGUUUACAAGCCUCGUUCAAUCAAGGUUAUUGUUUCACUUGGAAGGCAUGAUGCAGUGGCUCAAUUUCCUUUCACAACACUGAUUGGUCUUGUUCCUGGUUUGAUCAAAUCCAAGGAUCUAUUUGUUGGGAAAACAAGGAAGGCGAUGGACCUUAACCCUCAUAUUGUUCACUACUAGUUUUGGGGUUGAUUGCCUUGUUUAUACAUAUUCUUUCCACAAAUCAUCUGAUUUGCAAGUUGUUCUUGCCCUGUAUGAUCUGCACCAAAAUUCAUUUGUUCAUCCAAACGUGCAUAACUCCAACUCCUGAGUUAUGAUCAUUGAUUCAUUUCUUUAGAGAUAUCAGUUUUCACA